AUGGCGCGUCAUUCCAACAGCUUGGGGAAAAGCAAUGACGAGCUGCCAUUGCUACGACCGACAGCACACAAACCAAAGUCUCGUCGCAUUCACCUCGGCAUCGUCGCUGCAUGUGUUGCUGUCUUUGGUGCCAGCAGCGUGUUCUAUUUGAGUGGCUAUCUUCCUACCCACACCACGUUUGCAACUCGCGAUAUCAACGACCAAGGAUUAUGGGGCAACGGCAACCAACAAUCUCCAGUUAUCAGCCCUGGCAUCUCAUGGUCCUCGUUUCAAUAUGGGCUUUCACAAUGUGAGUCUAUUCAACAACAACAAGAUAGCAACAACAACAAUCAACAACAGCAACAACAACAAAGCCGAAGGAAUCCUCGUUCAGCGAAUAGUGGCAAAUUGUUGAUCAAGAACGGCCACAUGUGGUUAGGCGAUCGAUACUUGGAUGGUGAUUUGCUUGUAGAAGAUGGCAUCAUUCGUGAUAUUCAACCUUCAGGCGUCAUUGAUAUGAACAGCGGUGAUCAAGUGAUCGAUGCAGGAGGCCGUGUUGUCACACCAGGCAUUGUGGAUAUGCAUUCCCACAUGUUGGUUGCAAGCUUCCCUGGUUUGGAUGCUUUGGCGGAUGAAAAUGAAAUGACCAAUCCCACUACACCUUAUGUACGUGUUAUUGAUUCAAUCAAUCCCGGUGACCCGGCCCUCAAAGUGGUUGCGAGUGGUGGUAUCACAACGUCCCUUAUUCUUCCUGGAUCUGGAAACUUGAUGGGUGGUGAAGCUGCUGUUGUCAAAUUACGGCCUGUACCAACUUUGUCAGGACAAGAUAUGCUCAUUACUGCCAAUGUCACCGAACAAGAUAAUGAAAAAGUGUGGCGUUACAUGAAGAUGGCCUGUGGCGAAAACCCCAAGUCUUACUACGGAGCAGAACUCAAUCAAAUGCCAAAGACACGUAUGGGAGAAAGUUGGUUAUUCCGCCGUCGAUUUGAAGAGGCACGAGAAAUCUUACGUGCUCAAGAUGAUUGGUGUGAUGCUGCCAAGCGUAUCAACAACACAAUGCCUGCUGAUGCGACCGAAGACAAUAUGAUUCGCUUGUCCGAACGUUUCCCUGAAUCUCUCAAGCAUGAAAGCCUGGUGGCACUAUUACGACACCAAGUGAAGCUCAAUGUACAUUGCUAUCUUCCUCACGACCUGGAGGCUAUGGUGGAUCAUUCUUUGGAAUUCGACUUUGAGAUUGCAGCUUUCCAUCAUGCUUUAAGCGCAUGGCAGGUACCUGAAAUUAUCAAGCGCGCAAAGACCAAUAUCACCAUUGCUACAUUUGCUGAUAUGUGGGGAUACAAGCAAGAAGCCUGGGAUCAAAAUGUCAAUGCACCCAAUAUCCUUUCCGAAGCUGGAAUCCCGGUCGCUUUCAAAUCAGAUCAUCCGGUCAUGAAUUCGCGUGACCUAAUGCAUGAGGCCCAAAAAGCUUAUCAUUAUGGAUUUGAUGAACACAAGGCGUUGCAGGCUUUGACAAGUGUACCCGCCGCAGCUUUGGCAGUGGAUCAUCGUGUUGGCAGCCUUGAUGUUGGAAAAGAUGCAGAUAUCGUCAUUUGGCAUCGUCAUCCUCUUCGUCUUGGUGCUCGACCAGAACAUGUUAUUGUGGAUGGCCAAGAGCUCGAUUUCAAGGCGUCAUGGGGCAAACACGUUGAGGAGGAAGAUCAAAUUGGUGACGAUGCACCUGUUGAGGUAUCCGACGACAAUGACGCCGAACAUCUUCGCAGCUGGUUACCACCACGAUCCACAGGAACAAUGAAGCUCAACACACCAAAUACAAUGGAUCAAGCUUGUGCGCCUGAUACCGAUUCAUUUGUAUUACGCAAUAUCAGCCGACUUUAUAUGGGCCCUGGACAACUAUACAAUGGAUCGGUCUACUUGGUCGUGGAGGAUGGCGAAGUUACAUGUGCUGGUCCUGAAUGCGGCAAUGAUCAAGUUCCAUGGCCAACGUCGAGUCCUGUUUUCGAAAUGGAUGGUGCUAUUGUUAUUCCAGGCAUUGUUUCUAGCGGCACUCCCUUAGGGUUGGGUGAGAUUGGAUCUGAGUCGAGUACUUUGGAUGGCUAUGCUGAGAAUGAUAUUGCAAGUCCUGAUCUCGCUCAAAACGUUGUCCGUGCUAUUGACGGCCUCAAGUUGGAUGGUCUUCAUUUGAAGAAAGCAUUCAAAGCUGGCGUUACAACUUCGGUGUCUCAGCCAAUCGCUUAUGGUGAACUACUUGCUGGUGUAUCGGUUGCUUUCCGUACAGGUGUUGCCAACACAUUGCUCGACUCUACCGCUACGAUCAUCAAUCAGGAAGCCGCUUUGCAUUUUACUAUCAACCACGGCUCGAAGCUUACAGUGUCUCAGCAAAUUGCAGGCAUCCGUGAACUUUUACUCCGUCAUGCUGACAAGGAUGAUGAGUCGAAUGUGUUUGCACGUGCAGCUCAAGGCAAAUUACCGGUCGUGGUGGAAACCAAUGACAAGGACGAGAUUGCAUCCAUUAUCCAGAUGAAGCAACAGGUUUUGAACAAGGUGCAAUUUAUCAUUUUGGGUGGAGCCGAGUCUCAUUUGGUCGCCAAGCACCUUGCACGCAAUCACAUCCCUGUUAUUUUGAUGCCAGCUCGUUGCUAUGCAUCCACUUGGCAAUCAAGGCUAUGCUUGUAUGGUCCACCCUUAACACCAGAGACGGUCUUGGAUGUUCUUUUGCGACAUGGUGUCAACGUGGGUCUUGCCAGCACUGAAUUCGAAAACGGGGAUGCUCGCAACUUGAUUUGGGAAGCUGGAUGGAAUUUGGCACACAAUGCACACUUGUCAGAGGAAGAGGCUAUUGGUUUGGUUACUUGGAAUGUGGCAGAAAUUUUUGGAUUGGAUCGACCAGAGAACCCUAGCCCUGCUGGUGUGCUACGUCAGGGACGAAAGGCUGAUUUUGUGGCAUACAAUGGCAAUCCAUUCGAAUUUGGUACCAGCGUGCUCAUGGUCUAUGGAGGUGGACAUUCAGGCCCUAUAUGCUAUCCCAAGCAAAUUUAG
Molecule: messenger RNA, 3015 nt
Organism: Lichtheimia ornata
Lineage: Eukaryota; Fungi; Mucoromycota; Mucoromycetes; Mucorales; Lichtheimiaceae
Exons: 11
Coding region: 1-3015 (1004 amino acids)
Biological process (GO): purine nucleobase catabolic process
Cellular component (GO): cytoplasm
Molecular function (GO): allantoinase activity
Source: RefSeq, a predicted model, not a curated record